Pantherophis guttatus is the source of this 8869-nucleotide messenger RNA. The record is from RefSeq and is a predicted model, not a curated record. NCBI's taxonomy places the organism in Eukaryota, Metazoa, Chordata, Lepidosauria, Squamata, Colubridae.
UCUCCCCGCUUCUCUCGGUACAAGCUCGAAAAGCCCACCGCGGCUGAGCGAGCGAGCGAGCGAGCGCACAGCCUCAGCAGCGGCAAGCAGCCUUUUUCUCUCCCUCUUGUCUCCUGCACAAACACAAUGAUGUCACUUUCCUUUUCUGCUCCUGGGUGGGGAAAGGAAGAGGUUGAGCCGCUCGAAUUGGCUCUCAGGUCACGCAGAGCAUCUCCCCGCCAGGCGAGAGAGGGCUUCUAGGACACCCCCCCCCUCCCCCGCUUGGCUUUUCGGGAGGAAAGGCAGCGUGUAUCCUGGACCCAGGCUAUUAACACAUCGGAGAACAGAAUGUUAAUGCUUGAUGGGAUGCCUGCAGUCAGAGUCAAAACGGAGCCGCUGGAAUCAGAACAAGGGUCUCCCAACGUUCACAACUACCCAGAUAUGGAAGCCGUGCCCCUCUUGCUGAACACCAUGAAGGCAGAGCCAGAAGAAGACGCCUUGUGCACGGAUCAUUUCCAGACGCAGACGGAGCCGGUGGACUUGUCCAUCAACAAAGCCCGAUCCUCCCCUCUUGCCACCUCGUCUUCACCAGUAUCAAUCACAGCCUCUGCGUUGUCCCCCUCUUCGACUUCAACGUCUUCUAGUCGGCCGGCUUCAUCCCCAACGGUAAUAACCUCGGUGGCAUCGGCAACAUCGGCCCCAUCAGUAUUAACUCCAGGUCCGCUUGUGGCAUCUGCCUCUGGUGUUGGAGGGCAACAAUUUUUGCACAUAAUCCACCCGGUUCCACCUUCGAGCCCCAUGAACCUACAGACCAACAAAAUGAGUCACGUCCACCGCAUUCCUGUGGUGGUGCAGUCGGUACCCGUGGUCUACACUGCGGUGAGAUCACCAGGGAAUGUCAACAACACUAUAGUAGUACCACUACUAGAGGACGGGAGAAGUCAUGUCAAAGCACAAAUGGAACCUCGUGGCCUGUCUCCCAGACAGAUCAAAAGCGACAGUGAUGAUGAUGACCUACCUAAUGUGACUUUGGAUAGCGUGAAUGAGACUGGAUCCACAGCCCUCUCAAUAGCCAGAGCUGUUCAAGAUUCAAUUUCACCGUUUAGCAUUGAGAGCACAAGACGCCAGAGACGGUCUGAGUCUCCAGACUCUCGAAAGCGCCGCAUCCACAGGUGUGAUUUUGAAGGGUGCAAUAAGGUUUACACGAAAAGUUCCCACCUGAAGGCUCACCGGAGGACCCACACAGGAGAGAAACCGUACAAAUGUACCUGGGAAGGGUGCACGUGGAAAUUUGCUCGCUCCGAUGAACUAACGAGGCACUACCGCAAACACACAGGAGUGAAGCCGUUCAAGUGCGCGGACUGUGACCGAAGCUUUUCCCGCUCAGAUCACUUGGCAUUGCACCGCCGAAGGCACAUGUUGGUCUGAAAAAAAAUGCUACCUUGUCUAUAUAUAUAUAAAUAUAAAUAUAUAUAUAUGAAUAUAUAUAUUCAUAUAUAUAUAUAUGCCUAUGAAAUUUCAAGAGCUGGCUCUCUUUUAACUACAGUGCAUUCAGCAGGACUGAAUCCUGUUUUGAUGGUGUUAGCACAAAAGGGGCAUUUGGCGUUGUCCCCUAUUCACAAAGAAGCAGGAACGAGAAUGCUACAAUCUUCCUUCCCACCUUAAGCAGGCUGUCCAGCACAGACCCAAGGCAUUAUUACCUUUUGCUGAGGAUAAAAAGCCGAAAUGCAUCGAGAUUGGGCAUUAUUUUCUAACCCGCGUCGUUUUCAAAAGUAUUUAUGGCUUGUAUUUUAUUUUUAUUUUUAUUUUUUUCUCAACCAUCCCACUUUUUUUCUCCUGAAGAAUUUCUGCAUAUUUUGAAGACUGGAUGUCAUAAACCGUAGAAAAGAACAAGUCCUUCGAGAGCUUUCUCUUCGUUUGCUGCUGCUGCUGCUUCUUAUUAUUUUUUUUAAUUUGGUUGUUGUUGUUGCUGUUGUUGUUGCUGUUGUUGUUGUCAUGAUUCAUUUUUUCCCCCCUGUUAAAACACUGCAGAAUAUCAUCCUGCCCAACAAUUUCCUAAGCCAGCUGAACAGACUGGAAAGAGGAGGGAUUUAAAAAAAAAAAAAUGAAGCUCCUUGAAGUGAAAAAAAAAAAAAAGAUUUCUCAGCACACUUAUGCAAUAAAGAUGGUGUACAUAUUUACCUCUUUCUUGUUAUGCUGGACUUUAGAGGCCAUUAAUUCUUCUAAAACUUCCUAAAUCUUUUUCUGUUCUGUUUUUGCUGGAAUCCAUAAAACAGGCAUCCGUAAUAUUUCAGUUAUGAAUUUCCCCAUUUUAUAUCCAUUUGCUUACCCUGUAAUAGAGUUCAUUAAAACCAGUCUUGGACACAUAAUAGAACCGAAAUUGGUCCCACCUUUUCUAAACCAAUGUAUCAGUCCUCAGCAUAUUUCCCUGAAAGUAGCAGAUGUUCAACCAGCCAUCUCUUAUUCUUGGAUUGCUCAGUAGUUGAUUCACAACUGCACAGGAGAAGUAAUGCCAUUGAUUAGCCCUGUGCAUGCAUUGGCAUGAUAAACCUUCUGUUCUGUGGGAAUGGAUCAGUGAUGAGUUGCUACCGGUUCGCCCCGGAUUGGGCGAACCGGUAGCGGCGGCGGCAGGAGGUUCCGCUCACCCGCCCGGAUGCUUCUGCACAUAUGCAGAAGCAUCGCGCCCAUGAGCGAACCGGUAGCAACAGGUUUUAAAACCCGCCCCUGGAGUGGAUCCUUGAUCAGAGUGGGAUGAUUACCCAUGACCAACUCCCCGUAGGACACUUGUCACAGCCAACUCACCAUGGGACAACGCAUUGUGGGACACUUCAACAAUUCAAUUAUUUAAAACAAUUUUAAAAAUAUUUAAAUGUUUUUCCUUCACUUUUCAUCUUGUCCCUCCUUUAGUAUCCUUUCUUUAUAUAAUUCUAUUCCACCAUAUCGAAGAAAUGAGUGUAACUCUUGUCCCGAUAUUAGUGUAACUCUUGUCCCACGGCGAGUUGGCCAUGGCGAGUUGUCCUAGACAACUCGAUGGAUCACUCUCACAUGAUCAUCCAUUAAUUGAUGUUAUAAUUUGUAUAGGUUCUCUGUGUAUCUCUCUCUCUCUGUGUGUGUGUGUGUGAAUUCUCCCAUUGAGUUGACCCCUGCGGUAGAAUUGUGCUUAGGAUUGUAACGUCUUAAGUUUUAAAGUGAACAUCUUCUGUGACCAAAAGGGAAUUUAAUGCAUCUGAAUAAAGAAGAGCAUUGAGAAAGAAUUUCAAGAGCUCUCUCCAAGUACUUCCCAUUCCUAAAAUGAAGGUCUGGCAAGAAUAAUUUUAAACUAACUCCAUGGAGUUACGAUACGGGGCCAGUGAGACUUAGUCAUCGUUAAUUUGGGUUGGGCUGGGCAGAGGCCAAGGUGAUUAGACAAACCACCACAGUCAGGCAUUCCUGAAAUAGGUAGGGGGUGAUGGGGCCAAUGGUUCCCCAUGCAUAUCAGGGAACCAUUUUUAGAGAUGGUAUAAACUGAUUCCAAAGGAUUUUAGAAGGAAGUGAAAGAGUGGGCGUCCUUCUCUUGAAAUCUCCCUAAGAAAUGCCAACCACUGCACCUGUUUUGGUCAUCCAGGCUAGAAACGGCUGCUCCUUUGCUCUAGAUACAACAGAUGAGGCAGACUUGACGUAAAUGAGUAAGCAUUUUUGUGGGCCACUUUGUCUAAGUAACUAAAUGUGAAGCAACAGUUCUGGUUUGUCAGUCUUAAUCAAGAUGGUUGAAGAUCAAGUGGUAACCAUCUGUUCAUCCAACUGGGCCUUUGGAAAUAGUGUAGAAGGAAUGGAUGGCCAACUCAGGCCAACCCACCACAGCUCAAAUACAUACAUGCAGAUGUACAGCAUCAACCCAUAAUCCUUUCAUCUGAGCUGCUCACACAGCCAUGUAGAUCAGGGCUCUCCAACCUUGGCAACUUUAAAACUUGGGGACCUCAACUCCCAGAAUUCCCCAGCUGGCAUGGCCAGCUGCAGAAUUCUGGGAGUUGAAGCCCACAAGUCUUAAAAUUGCCAAAGUGGGAGAACCCUGAUGCAGAUUAUCUUGGGUAUACAAAUUAUCAGCGUCAGGGUAGGCAGCUUAAGUUCUCUGUUCCCAACUAGCUGGUUCUAAUUCCCUGUUGGUAGAAGACAUAGUUGUCUUGAGCUAGAAGAGUUUGCUAAUUAGGGCCCUUGAGAGCAUGAUGAGGUUAGAAGAAAUUAAUGAUGCAUUAUAAAAUGCUACAUGAACACCUGAACCUCGUUGUCAAAAACGAAAGGAAAUAUUAAAGCAAUACAGGUAGUCCUCGGCUUACAACAGUUAUUUAGUGACCGUUUGAAGUUAACAAUGGCACUGAAAAAAUGGAUCUAUGACCGUUUUUUACCCUUACAAUCAUUGUAGCAUCCCCAUGGUCGCAGGAUCAAAAUUCAGACGCUUGUCCACUGACUCAUAUUUAUGACGGUUGCAGUGCCUUUGGGGGUCAUGUGAUCCGCUUCUGUGACCUUCUGGCCAGAAAAGUCAAUGGAGGAAGUCAGAUUCACUUAACAACCGUGUUACUAACUGAAGUGAUUCACUUAACAACUGUGACGAGGAAGGUCGUAAAACGGGGCAAAACUCACUUAACCAAUGUUUUACUUGGUUGGGCUCAAUUGCGGUUAUAAGUCCAGGACUACCUGCACUCCAUCUUUUAUGACAGUAUAUUUGUAGAUUUAUUUGAAAUCAUUCAUCCUCUUGAGCAUCUAAAAUAUGUAAGCUAUUUCAGCCAGUCAGGGAUUCGUCAUUUAUCGAACAGAGGAGCAGAAUCAAAGCAUCCUGUGCCAGUAGCAUUGAUCUUGAGAUCCAGUUGUACACUUUUAAAAUAACUCUGUGUAGCCAGUAGUAGCCAGUCCAGAAAUAGUCCAUUCAGACUGCAGAGGUCUUGGGGGCAUUUUUCUAUCCACACCAGCGGGCAGGUUUCAGCUGAACUUGGGAGGUGUUUACAAGUUCUGCUCGUUCUAUUGCUUAACCUCCUCUUAAAUUCAAGAGCUCUUCUAGCUGGUUCAUUCCCAAGUCAACUCUUAUGACUUAGUAGGUUGACCGACUUUUCAUCAUAGACCAAAUUAAGUUAGGAAUGAUGGCCAGGAAUUCCUAGAGGAGUCUUUUUCUGUCUCCCAAAAAUCAGUAUCGUCUUGCCUUUGUAGAGCUGAGGUCUUUUGAGCUAAUAUCCAAGAAAGAGAGAUGUGAUCCUGUUCCAGUGGGAGAUUUGCUCACUAGGAACAUAGACUUCUCUUUUAUGAGAAGGAGACCGAUGCUGUGGUCCAUCAGACGUUCCUCUGUGUUUCCUUUCUUCUUUUUUCAGAGAAGAGAAAUUGGAAGGGAGCUCCAUUGCUUAAUUUUUACUUAGAGAUAUUUCCUAAGCGUUUAAUCAGGAAGCAUUGGUUCAAAUCUGCAUAGAUUAAUCUCAUCGGAUCACAUCUUGAUCUAAUCAGUUCAUCUCAUAAUUAAUAGGAAAUGAUCUUUCGAGUCGUAUUGGUCCUUGAAAAGCAACAGUUGCCCAAACGGUUUAGAGAAAAAAAUAUGCAUAUCAAACAACAGAGUCACCAUUUCAUUGCCACCCUCUAAUUCAAUAUAACAAUUAGCAGCUUUCCUAUUCUCCUUGGCUGCGCAAUCGACAAUUUCUAAAGAAAUUAGACCGGAAGGACUAAUUUUCUUUUCCCACAGUUCUCUGCUUCCUUCUUCCUCAAGACUGAGUCAAAGACAAAGGAUGUAAAGGCCAGUCUGUCAUCAGCUCAUGCUUGUCCAUAGAUCUUCCAAACUGGGGCCUAGUUUAGUUUUAGAGACCUGACAGGGAGUUAUCCUCAUCAUGGCCUACCUGAGCACAGGGAACCUUUGGAAACAGGGUGUCAAAAUGGUUGGUUGGUUCUCUAGGGAGUUGACCUUUGUAGGGCUGUUCCGUGCUUCACAUUCAGCCUCCAAGAGGUGCUUCAGAGCACACAGAAGUUACACCGUCUGCCUACCUUAAAACACCUGGAUCCAUCUGACUCAAGGUGUGGCAGGCAGGAGUAACAUUCACAACCUCCAACUCUUCCUGGAGAUGGAAUCCAAAGCAUUGAACAGUUCUGAUACUCCUCUUCAUUUUUAGAAAUUUACGUGCCUCAUUCUGAGGGAGGCCUGUUGAGUGGGAACUAUUUUGACUAACCCAUAUUGUAAGGAUUCUUUUCGAUGCCUGUUUUUUCUUGUUCGGCUGCCGUUGUUCCAACGUUUAUGGAUUUUCUUUCACUGCGGCUGCAGCGUACUGUAGAAAGAUUGCCUUUCAUGCAAACCGUUUAAUGCCAGCGUUAUCUCCCACAUACCAUUUUAUUAGCCCAUCUAUCCUGAUGGUUCAAUAGAUUUCAGUAUUGGAACUUUUCCAUGAACAAAGGCAGUGUUAUUUUGGAAGAACCGUUUCUCUUAGGCAGAUUAAUUAGCAGGCAAGCAAAUUGCCUUCACAAAGGAAAAUGUGGAGGUGUCUAAUUUCUUUCCUUAGCACUACUGUUAAAAGUAGCUCCCCACCAGAAUAAAAUUCCAUUAGGAAUGACAAUAUGAUGCAACCGCAUCUCUUUUCCAGUUAUCUGUUUGUUAAAACAGAAAAGGGGAAUUCUCUUUUUUUUUUCCUGUCAUGCUACUGAUGGUUACAUUGCUUCAAAGGGAAUUAAAAACCGUGUGUAAAAACCUCACAUAAAACUUUACAAAUUGGAUUAUUUGGUUCAGAAUUUUGCAAUUUUCAGAAAUGCUGCUGUGUAUGAAUGCAUUCUCCUGUUCAGAAAUUACAGCAAUUAAACCCCACUUAAUGGACAGAUUUAAAAAAAAAUAAUAAAUUAUGAUGGAAUGCUAGCACAUUGAACCCCACAAAUUAAAGUGGAUUCUCCAAGAUUGUUUCAAGGCAGUUGGAAGGACUGUUCAAGAUCUGUUCCCCUUCAGUCAUGAAAAUUCACCAUGCUUGUCCGUUGACUCUGGGGGAAAUUGCUGCAUUCCAGAGCAUCAUGUCACAUGGUCAAUAUCUCUGGUGCCAGAGGAAGAUUGAAUGCCCUGCUCUCUGUUAGGCAUACUGGAGAUUCAACCUAUACUGAAUGCGCUCUAGGACAUCUCACGAUUACUGGACAAAUGUUCACCAUAGAGAUGCAAUUUCUCAAGCAAACAGGAAGCAACUCACCCAAUUAUCUUCCAGUCAUAUCUGUGGGGUCCAGGCAAGGAAGAUCAGACUGAUGAAAGCAGAUUGGUCACAUCAUAAUAUAACCCCGCCCCUUUCGUGCAUCAUCAGUCGCCUGCCCAAAAUGGGAGGAGUCUGUGCACCGCUGAUGCUGAUGAAAGGAGCAAGAUCUUACAGGUGCCGCUCUGAAGUUACAACUGAGGUUCAUCCCAACGCAAUGCAGUGUUGUAUUCUUGAGCUCGUUACGUACCCACUUAUUUAAAAAGUAUCCAGCCCUUUGCAAAGGGCCCAUUGCCACUUCAGAAUUAAGAAGCAGUAUUCCCGCAUUGUGUUUACUUGAAUGAAAUCGUCAAAUGAAUCUGAUAUCAAGGGGCCGGUGGUGUAUUGAUGUUGAGAAGGGAGAAGACUCCUUGCAUAAAUGGAUCCAUGGUAUGGUGAUACAGAUAGUCCUCAACUUACAAUGGUUCAUUUAGCGACCCUUCAAAGUUACAAUGGGGCUGAAAAAAGGGACUUAUGGCCGUUUUUCACGUUUACGACUGUUCCCCAUGGUCAUGUGAUCAAAAUUCAGAUGCUUGGCUACUGCCUCAUAUUUAUGACUGUCGCAGUGUCUGGGCUCAUGUGAUUCCCUUUUGCGACCUUUGACAAGCAAAAUCAAUGCAGAAGUUAGAUUCACUUAAGAACCGUGUUACCACUUUAACAACUGCCGUAAUUCCCUUAACCAUUGUGGCAAGAAAGGUUGUAAAAUGGGGGGAAACUCACUUAACAAGCUGUUUCACUUAGCAACAGAAAUGUUGGGCUCAAUUUUGGUUGUAAAUCGAGGACUACCUGUAUUUAUGUCAACGAGCAUCCCAGAAUCAGGCUGAAGCAAUACAUUAUGGAGAUCUAUGUUUGUAUAAGGAUGUGUUUGAUAACAGUUUAAUUCUUGGAGGAAGAUAAAUAAUGAAUCUUUUCUGGUUUUGUUGGGUAUGCCAGCUAAUAUCUUUAUUAUCCCUUUCAAUGUUUUCUGAAAGAGCUAUCAAAUGCUCUGAUUUCUAAGCAUAAUGGAGAGUGGGUACCCUCAUUAAAAUGUCCAGUGUCCCUCAUGUGUGCACAUUGCUGAUUAUUUGCAUGUGUGUGAUCUGAAUUAAGUUUCAAUAUGGCUUCCCAACAGAAGUUGGAACUAGCUCUUCUAUAGGCAUAAUUCUCUCCUAUUCGGAAACCAGCUUGUAAUUCCUGUAUUAUGCCUUUGCCUGUGUUUUAUAGAUGAAGAUGUAUACAUUUAAGACUGCUAUAUUUUCACAAUUUCAUUAAAAUAUCUGUAACUGUGCAUAGUUUACUCAAUAGGUCAAGCCCGUUGAAACUUUUCCAUAUGUUGAUAUCAAACUCAUUGCAGUAACCUGUUCAUUUUCUUUCAUUUUUUUUUUUUUAGUAUGAACUUCAAAUAUAUGGAUACUGCAUCUUAUAAAAAUACAGGGGGGGGGGAGGGAAAACAAUCCAGAAAAUCAAAUGGAAAGUAUUUUACCAGACUUGUAAAAGUUACAAUAUUCUGUAAUAUAUAUGUUAUAGUGAAGAAGUAUUUUCAAGCGGGACAGUUUUUCACAGGAUGUAAAUAAUGGAAAUGAAAAGUGUUUUGAAACAAAGUUUUGGUUGUCAUCAGCAAGAAUAUGCUCCAAAAAAUGCAGUGUAAAAUCUUCAUGACACAAUGAACAGUUAAAAAAAAAAAAAAACAAAGCAGGAAAGAUUGU